Messenger RNA from Protopolystoma xenopodis, 201 nucleotides. NCBI's taxonomy places the organism in Eukaryota, Metazoa, Platyhelminthes, Monogenea, Polystomatidea, Polystomatidae. The record is from the annotation of a GenBank genome assembly.
AUGUCGCCUGAGAGCGUGUCUCUACAUGUGGGUUUAGUGAAGCGGAAUCAUCUUCACAACCGGUACCUUGUGCCGUUUGAUCUUCAUUCAGCCUCCCUCUUCAACGCCGCUUGUCAAUUGUUCGCUGCUUACCAAGUUCACUAUUGGACUCUGGAAAUUAUGAUGCAUAUUAUGGACUCUGGACAAGAUGCGUUCUUCUAG